AUGGUGCUUAUUUACGUGGGUGAUAUUAUUGUGACAGGAAACAACACUCUGUUACUCAAGCAAUUUAUAUCACAGCUGAACACCAAAUUUGCUCUCAAGGAUUUGGGGCCUUUGCAUUUUUUUUUUGGCAUUGAGGUGCAUAGAGAUGAGUCGAGUCUCUAUCUGAAUCAAGGGAAAUAUGUAAAGGAGCUGUUGUCCAGAACAGGAAUGCUACAUUUGAAGCCUUGUCAAACACCAAUGACAACUGGAAAGUCACAAUCUAAAUUUGAUGGAGAGCCUCUUCAAAAUCCCACAGAGUAUCGAAGCAUCAUAGGCGGACUGCAGUACUUAACCCACACGAGACCUGAUUUGAGUUUUGCUGUAAACAAACUCAGCCUGUUUCUUCAAGCUCCUACCUCAGCCCACUGGAGUGCAGCAAAACGGGUUCUUCGCUAUCUCAAAGGGAUGAUAAAUCAUGGUCUACACAUUAAAUUUGCUAAUCAUUUAUCUCUCAGAGGGUACUUGGAUUCUGAUUGGGCCUGCUACCCCGAUGACAGGAGAAGUGUGGCAGGGUAUUGUGUGUAUUUAGGUGAUACUCUUGUGUCUUGGUCAUCCAAGAAGCAAGUUGUUGUUUCACGCUCAAGCACCGAGUCAGAGUAUCGAGCACUUGCCCAUGUUUUAGCAGAGAUAUCUUGGAUUACAUCCUAA
Humulus lupulus (European hop) is the source of this 687-nucleotide messenger RNA. RefSeq lists its product as uncharacterized. NCBI's taxonomy places the organism in Eukaryota, Viridiplantae, Streptophyta, Magnoliopsida, Rosales, Cannabaceae. The record is from RefSeq and is a predicted model, not a curated record. The transcript has a single exon. Bases 1 to 687 code for a protein of 228 amino acids.